AUGGAAUCAGACCAAGCGCCUCUCACGACGUGUGGAGGUGGGCGAGAGCGCUGCGCGUGCGUGGGCUGCUGCCGCCUUGUCCUUCCACAGGUGGUGCCCCCCCCCCCGCCCCCGCCGUCUCAUUUGGCUCUUCUCCUUGCCCCCUGCUCUCUUUCCACUUCAGGGGCCAGUGACCCCAUUUUAGGUCAUCUGAACUGGCCCGAAGACCUCCCUCCAGACCAGCCUUCUGGUGCCGCCCUCUGCAGUCAGAUGCUGCCCCAGCCCAGCCCAGCUGACCCUUGA
This is a messenger RNA of Rangifer tarandus platyrhynchus (Svalbard reindeer), 282 nucleotides long. The record is from the annotation of a GenBank genome assembly. NCBI's taxonomy places the organism in Eukaryota, Metazoa, Chordata, Mammalia, Artiodactyla, Cervidae.